Molecule: messenger RNA, 1671 nt
Organism: Bufo gargarizans (Asiatic toad)
Lineage: Eukaryota; Metazoa; Chordata; Amphibia; Anura; Bufonidae
Product: E3 ubiquitin/ISG15 ligase TRIM25-like
Exons: 1
Coding region: 44-1612 (522 amino acids)
Molecular function (GO): protein binding; zinc ion binding
Source: RefSeq, a predicted model, not a curated record
UGAAGAGACUUUUGCACUUUCGGUUCCUGCUCCUCGUACUACAAUGGCGUCUGCUGACCUGAGGGCCGAGCUGGACUGCUCCAUCUGCCUGAGCCUCUAUACAGACCCCGUAUCCCUGAGAUGUGGACACUACUUCUGCCGCUCGUGUAUUGUGAGUGCGCUGGAUGCACAGGAGGCAGCUGGAGUGUAUUCCUGUCCUGACUGCAGAGCAGAAUAUCCGGAGCGUCCGGCCCUGGAGAAGAACAGGAAGCUGGGGAACAUAGUGGAGCGUUUCUCAUCUGCUCAGCCUGAUAUGGAGGAGACCGGGAUCUUCUGUACUUACUGUACUAAGUCUCCUGUCCCGGCUGUGAGGACAUGUCUGCAGUGUGAGAACUCUCUAUGUGACGACCACCUGACAGCCCACAACAAGACAAUGGAUCAUAUAUUAACAGAACCCACCAGAUCCUUGGGCAUCAAAAAAUGUUCCCUCCACAAGAAGGUUCUGGAGUAUUACUGCCCGCAGGACGCGGUUUGUUUGUGUGUGUCCUGCUGUCUGGUCGGCGAGCACAGGGGACACCAGGUGGAACUUCUAGAUGAGGCGUCUGAGAAGAAGAAGAAGAAACUGAGGAAAUAUCUGGAGGAACUAAACCCACAAAAAGCAAAAAUUCAGACGAAACUUCAGAAUCUGCAGGAUCGUCAGAGGAAUAUCCAGGAGAAGGCCUCUGAUAAGAGGAGGAACGUCAGGAAGUUAUUUAUGGACAUUACGGAGCAACUGGAAAUGGCAGAAAAGAAAGCGCUGAGCGAGAUCUCCAGGCAGGAGGAGAAGAUUGUGUCCCAGAUAUCUGAUCUGAUCAAGAAGCUGGAAAUAGAGGAGGACGAGCUGUCCAGGAAGAUGCGUCACGUGGAGGAGAUGUGUCAUGUCACCGACCCAAUAAGACUCCUACAAGAAAGUGACAUUACAGUACGUGGUCAUGGAGAUGAUGAGGACAAAGGGGGAGAUGGUGGAGAGGGCAGGUCUGAGGAUGAUCUGGAUGAGGUUCUGAUCUCACUGACCUUACACCGAUCUAUGAGGGAUAUUGUCACCAAUGUCACAUCAGAGCUCGGGCUCCAUGUUCCAGACAUAUUGCUGGAUGAGGACACUGCUCAUAGACGUGUGAAGAUAUCAGAAGAUCUGAAAACAGCAACAACAACAGAAGAAGAACAGAACAGACCAGAAUCACCGGGAAGGUUCCUGUAUUAUGCCCAGGUGUUAAGCAGAUGUGGCCUCUCCUCAGGAAGACAUUACUGGGAGGUAGAGUGGAACCAGAAAGGGAGAUGUGAGAUUGGACUGUCCUAUCCCAGUAUAGAAAGGAAAGGAUGGCGGUCUGGUAUUGGAUGUAAUGAUAAAUCUUGGUGUCUGGCUAUGUCUGGUGCAGGAUGUACAGUGCGUCACCGCUCAGUCAGAUCCCCCCUCAGUGUAGAUACAACAUGUCCUAGACUUGGGGUCUUCUUAGACUAUAAGGCCGGGCGUCUGUCCUUCUAUCAGCUGUGUGACCCCAUCAGUCACUUACACACCUUCACCGCCUCCUUCUCUCAACCCCUACAUGUUGUCUUCUGUGUGCAGGAUGGAGCCUCUGUUAGAAUAAUAAGCUGAGGCCGAUGCGUCCACGUCCCGUUAUAAUCUCCGCCUAUAAGUCACUAUAUAGCGCUGUA